This is a messenger RNA of Coffea arabica (coffee), 1651 nucleotides long. NCBI's taxonomy places the organism in Eukaryota, Viridiplantae, Streptophyta, Magnoliopsida, Gentianales, Rubiaceae. The record is from RefSeq and is a predicted model, not a curated record.
UUCAACAAAUUUGAACGAGAUUAGGGUUCUUACUUAAUUCUACUAUUUCCUUUCCGGUCAAGAAAUACUUGAAGAAUCAAAUUCGAAUAGAAAGCUCCAUACAUAAUUCAAGCUGAAAAGAUGGGAGGUCACGGUGGCCUGAAUAUUCUUCCUCAAAAACGAUGGAAUGUUUACAAUUACGAGAACCGCGAAAAAGUCCGGCGCGAUGAGGAAGCUGCGGCUAAAGAAGAGCAGCUCCAGCGCGAACAAUCUCGCAAGCGCGACGCCGAGCUCCGCCUCGAACAGCUCCGUCGAGCACGAGGCUUGUCUAACACCUCAACCUCAACCUCCACGGCCGAAACCAUAGCCGUAGCCCAAGCCCAACCCCAAGCCCAAGCCGAUGAAAAACCGGCUUCGGUAGAGUUGAAAUCUGAAUCCGACUCAAAACACAUGAAUUUGUUCGAAGGAAUUCGAAUUUUUGAUCCGAUUGAUGAGGUUAGAGAAGUUAGCAGAGAUGAGAAGAAGGAAAAGAACAAGAGAGUGAAGAAGGAGGAGGUGAGGGUGGUGACGGCGGAGGACGAGAAGUAUAGGCUAGGGUAUGGACUGGUGGGGAAAGGCGUGAAAUUACCGUGGUAUAUGGCGAAGCCGGGUGGAGAUUUUGCUGAUAAAAAGAUGGUUGCUGAUGAGGAUCAUGAUUAUGGUGGUAAAUUGGAGUUUGGGAGAAGGAAGGAUCGUAGCAAUGUUGGUGCUGAUAGUGAGGGUAGUAUGAAGAAGAAGAGUUUGGAGGAGUUGAGAGAGGAGAGGUUGAAGAGGGAGAAGAGGGAAAAGGAAAGAGAAAGGGCUUUGUUGGGGGAGAAGUCGCGCAGGGAUGGAGGAUUUUCACUGCGGAGAUGACUAUGAGGUUUGAGCAUUCUCCAAAAGGUGAAUCAUAGUUUCAGUUUGGAGCCGUGCUUAUAUCGGAGUCAUGUACCAUAACAUUUCUUAUUUUUUGGCACUCUGUUUUCAUUGGAUGUUCCACAUUCAUGAAAAAUUUUUGGACACUCUAUUGUUAACUGAGCUGAUGGUCUGAACGUCCUCAGAAAAGCAAGAUGUGGAAGAUUCUGCUGUUAUUGUGGAGUUCUCGACAUGAAUUGUGGCCCUGUUUUUUGCAAUCUUAACUGGCACGAGUCUUCUGUCUCUUCUGGUACAAGUUUAAUGGCAGCCAGCUGUGUCAAACGCCCCCUGAUCUUGUAAAUAGCCAAUUAGUUGGAGAUAGUAACGUCAACUUAUGUGUUGCUCCUUGUACUUUGCUGUUACAUAACUAAUACGAUGCUCUUCCUGCAACUGCUAAGUUGUCUAUUUCAGUAAACAAGGAAUAUUAUUCUUUUGGCCUUUUGGAUGUGUGCCUAUGGACUGAUUAUUGUAUCAGAUGAUCUCAAAAAGAGGGUAAAUUGCGCGGUAAGGGGUCUGUUGAUGGUCGGUGUGGAUUGAUUAAUGUAUAAGCUCAAAAGGAGAAUUGCAAUAGGCAGUAGGUCUGUUCCUUGGCGAAUCUCUUAUCAAUCUGUUAUAAUUUGCCAAAAUGCUGCCUUUGUUUUGUAUUCGUCAUUCAUGUUACUGAUUCAGUUGUCAUACAAUGUAAUUGGGCGAGAGGUGGAGAGAUGCAGAUAACAUCGAAGAUCUUUAUUUCGGGGAA